Messenger RNA from Austrofundulus limnaeus, 2537 nucleotides. RefSeq names its product polo-like kinase 3 (Drosophila) (gene plk3). Gene Ontology annotation, biological process: DNA damage response; protein phosphorylation; Golgi disassembly. NCBI's taxonomy places the organism in Eukaryota, Metazoa, Chordata, Actinopteri, Cyprinodontiformes, Rivulidae. The record is from RefSeq and is a predicted model, not a curated record. Gene Ontology annotation, cellular component: spindle pole; kinetochore; nucleus. Gene Ontology annotation, molecular function: ATP binding; protein serine/threonine kinase activity; protein binding.
UCCAGCAGCAGCAGCAGCAGCAGUCCUCUGCUGCUCCGGCGAAAAACAGCCGGAACAAACCCGAACAAGCCAAACCAGAGAUGGCUCAGGUGGUGACGGACACCAAGACGGGAAGAUCCUACAGCAAAGGGAAGCUUCUGGGAAAGAUUACGAAUGAGAUUGAGCUGCACAGGACCCUGUCGCACAAGCAUGUGGUGAAAUUCUCUCACUAUUUUGAAGACCAGGAAAACAUCUACAUAUUCUUGGAGCUUUGCAGUCGAAAGUCCCUGGCACAUAUUUGGAAGGCGAGACACACACUGACAGAGCCUGAGGUCCGGUAUUACCUCAAACAGAUCAUCUCCGGCCUCAAGUACCUCCACAGCAGGGGGAUCCUGCACCGAGAUCUCAAACUAGGGAACUUCUUUGUCAACGAGAACAUGGAGCUCCGUCUGGGAGACUUCGGCCUCGCUGCCAAGUUGGAGACGGUCGAACAGCGAAAAAAAACGAUCUGCGGGACUCCAAACUACCUGGCCCCGGAGGUGCUUAACCGGCAGGGUCACGGCACGGAGUCUGACGUCUGGUCCCUCGGAUGUGUCAUGUACACACUGAUGUGUGGCAACCCUCCAUUUGAGACUCUAGACCUGAAAGAGACGUACAAAUGCAUAAAAGAAGUUCGGUACAACUUGCCCUCCACAAUCUCCCCUUCUGCACAGAGACUCAUCUCGGGCAUUUUACAAAAAGCCCCCAGCGACAGACUCACCCUGGACCAGAUCCUCAACCACGAGUUCUUCAAAGGCUUCACUCCUGACAAACUUCCUCCCAGCAGCUGUGUGAUGGUGCCAGAGCUCCAUCCUCCGAGCCCUGCCAAGAAAUUCUUCACUAAAGUCGCCAAGAGCCUCUUUGGCAAGAAGAAAGCUAAAGCGGAAAAGAUACCAAAUGAAGAAAAGGAUGACAAAGACAUUUCCAAGCUGGUGUCGGGCAUCGUCAAGUGUUCCAUCAACCGGCAGAUAAGCUACAAAACCGUGGGAUCCAAUGAGGUGCCCUCUCCCUCUGGUCAGCUGGUCAGCACUGUGCCUCUGGAGCAAACUCCAGCUGAGGAGGAAUCCAGAAAAUCCAUCUCUCGCUCUUUCAAGGGCACCAUGGCUAGCAGCAGUGAACCAUGUGAGGACGUCCUGACUCCCACAGCUGUCGCAGAAGCUGCCAUGAAAGUUCUCAAAAAUUGCCUGGCCACCAUGCCGAUAGCUAACAGAAACCCCCCCUGCUUAUCCAGGCCGCAGUCUUUCCUGUGGGUCACCAAAUGGGUCGACUACUCCAACAAAUACGGCUUUGGCUACCAGCUGUCGAACAAAAGCAUCGGGGUGCUCUUCAACGAGGGAACACAUCUCAGCCUGUGCGAUCAGCGCAAGACAGUUCACUACUGCUUGACCAACAACAAACACUUUACUUUCCCAACCCACUCGCUCCCUGAGCAGCUUCGGAGCCAAAAACAAAUCGUUGAACUCAUGGCUAAUUACAUGGAGCAGAACUUGAUGGAGGGUGGAGAUCUGCACUGUGAGGAGCAGCCCUCUGGUUCACCUCCUUUGCUCCUUCAGUGGGUGAAGACUGAUCACGCUCUUGUCAUGCUCUUCAACAACGGAACACUGCAGGUGAACUUCUACACGGACCACACAAAGAUCAUCCUGUCCAAGUCGUCGGACGACUCCCACUUGCUCACCUACAUAACCCGUGAACGCAUCUCCUACACAUACCUCCUCAGCAUGCUGAAUGAAACCGGCUGCACCUCGGAGCUACGUCACCGACUCAAAUAUGUGGUCCAGCUGCUCCAGCACCACACUGAUGCCUGAAACUGACACCUCCUUCCCAGGCUGAGUGGCUUCAGGAGCAGGAUGGACCAGUUGAACUUUUUAUUUCAAUUUUUUUUUUCCUUCCUACUUUUCUUACCCAGCCUGACGGGUUGAUCUCUCAAGGCGGUACAGAGGGCAAGUGAAGCCUGACUGAUGAAAAGCUGCUCAACUUGACUGAGUGAGAACAAUCGUUUCUGGACGACGAGUUUGAAUGACCUUUAGGAACGUUGAGCGGUUCUGAAGUUAUUUUGUUCCCCAAAGAAGCAGCUGCCUCCAUGGGUUUGUGCCUACCCAGAUUUAUGCCUGGAAGGUAUUGAUGCCUUGCCUGAAAGAAUGGAUUCCAGGAGCAGACAUAUUUUUCUGUUUACUCACUCGAAACUAAUGCCGUUUGGUGGACCYUUUGAAAGCCAAUGACCCUGCAGGUCGUCGGCCGGCAGCCGAUGAUGUAGGCACGGCUUCUCAAAGGAGUCUUAAACACUAAAACUGUUCAUAUAGAAAAAUAGCUUGCAAACAGAUUUUUUUUUUUUUUUUUUGUGGUUGAAAUGCAGUUCAAGUUAAAUCGUUUUAACAGCAAGUUCUUCCUYUACAUAAGACUGCAACUGUGACCUUUUUCAGCUGAGUUGCUUUCAAAAUCAAGGAUAGUUUGACUURAAAGAACCUCCUAUCCCUCAGUUGUUCACUGGCGUUCAUGGUACACACAUUCUUACUUUUUUU